AUGUUUCUCCGCAGCAGGGCAGAUCUGAUCGAGCUUAGCCUGUUGUACAGCACAUGCAUCCGGGACGAACCACUGGCGGUAUUUGGUUUUGUUUUACCAGAAAUCCGACCCAGAGUGGCGAAGAAGGGGCUUGCACACCAUGCCUGUCUAGUAGAGCAUGUAGAGCUUCCAUCCAUACUACCCACAGACCACCACAGACCACCACAACCACCACAACCACAACCGCUACCACCACCUCCACCACCUCACCAUGACUGGAAUAGCUGCAAACUCGACACGUCGAUAGCGGCGGGAAGAGGUGAGAGAGCUGACUGA
Messenger RNA from Morchella importuna, 315 nucleotides. RefSeq lists its product as uncharacterized. The transcript has 2 exons. The record is from RefSeq and is a predicted model, not a curated record. The coding region runs from base 1 to 315 and encodes 104 amino acids. NCBI's taxonomy places the organism in Eukaryota, Fungi, Ascomycota, Pezizomycetes, Pezizales, Morchellaceae.